AUGGCCGACGGCCAAUCCGAAUAUCCCGACCCGAAAGAGGUCGCCGAGAGUAGAGAUGCAGCAAACGAAGAACCUGCACCGAAACGCAGAGCACCUCGCGCUGGGAGCCGAAGUGUUUCUCUUCUGACUCCUGAGAAACUCUCUCGAAAACGUGCGAACGAUCGUGAAUCUCAGAGGUUGAUUCGCCAAAGGACAAAAGCUCAUAUUGAAGAGUUAGAGGAACGGAUUCGACAAUUGUCAGAACAUGAAGAUACCAAGGAGCUGGAGCAGAUCAAGAGACGAAACGCAGACCUGGAAGAAGAGCUGAAGCAGCUUCAGGAGCUUUUGGGACGGUCGGAUGCCAGUGGAGCUUCUUCCCCUGAGCCCAAUCCGUUGUCCCCACGAUUUGGCCUGGAGAGUUUAGAUAACCAAACACAUCCGCUUGCGUACUCUAGCAGUAUGUCGCCUCAAAUCGGCUCGGCGAGUGGACCCGGUGGACUAUUUUGGUCGUUCCCAACUUCAAGUGCAGGAGAUUUACCGCUGUCUUUCGCUCCCGGUCAAUUAGGAUUGCAUUCUGGAUUCUCAAAACCAAGGCGUAUGAACCCCGAAACCUUCAUAUCGGAACCCGACUUCCAAAAUAUCACGAACGCUCCUGUGAUAGCAUCACCAAUCCGGGGGGGUGGCCCAAUUUCGCGGCCCCAGGUCGGACGAAGUAGAUCAUAUCUCGAUGGACAACGCGAUCUGCCGGCGAGCAAACCGCUAGGAAUAGCAAUGACUGGACUUACAAUUGGAGUCGGUCCCCCACCGCUGACUGGCCAUCCAACAUCUAUAAUCGGUAACCCACCAAUAAUUACUGGCAUGCUCAACAGCAACGCUCCUGCUAUGCCAUCUCUGAACGAUCAUCUAUUGACAACCAACCUCCAAAAUGCUGAAACGGACUCACAGGUAUCAGCACCGCAGAAUAGGCCAACUUACGAGUUAGCUCCAAGCACUUUCACCCCCGUUUUGCCUUGGAGAUUCAAUCUAGUCUUCACACCACCUAAGGGGCCACUCGAAAGAAUUCUACUCAGUCUGCUGCAACGUCAGAGAGCUUUGGUAAUUGAGAGCACGCCGGGGAGCUCACCCAUCGGACCCUAUUAUCCAGAUCUCAAAGCCUUCACCAGUCUUGAGAUGUCGAGCAAAACACAUCCAGUCGCCUCCGUUAUUGCACAGCUUUUUCUUCGGGUCAGGUUUCGAUCCCUUGCGGAGAAGGUGGCAGCGGCGUUUUUGGUUUACCACUUUUGCCAAUGGCAAAUAUUGCCUGACGUAAAUACUUACAGCAGUAUGCCGGAACGGUUUCGCCCACGGCCCUCGCAAAUGUCGACGGCGCAUCCGAUCUGGACCACAUUGCUGGCUUGGGGGAGGAUGCGAGAUGUAGUGAUCAGCAACCAGGAAAAGUAUGCGACGGCAGAGUUCAUGGAACUGUACAACGCCAGCGUCAAUGUGAAUUGGCCUUAUGGAGAGGAGAAUAUUCUCAUGUUCGUCGGGGAAGAAGUAAUGGCAACGGAGGCAUUCAUUCAACACAUCGAAACCGAAGCGAACUUCAGUUUGGACGAGCCAUUUCAACAAAGGUAUCCUGAAUUGAGGAAUGCCUGCAGGUUCACAGAACUCGAGUCUUCCCCACAGAUGAGCGGAAUGAAUGCAAUGGCUGACAAUGCUCACGAUCACUAA
Drepanopeziza brunnea f. sp. 'multigermtubi' MB_m1 is the source of this 1689-nucleotide messenger RNA. RefSeq lists its product as uncharacterized. NCBI's taxonomy places the organism in Eukaryota, Fungi, Ascomycota, Leotiomycetes, Helotiales, Drepanopezizaceae. The record is from RefSeq and is a predicted model, not a curated record.